Messenger RNA from Australozyma saopauloensis, 2154 nucleotides. It is a transcript of the gene CAS1, whose product is annotated as ATP-dependent DNA helicase. The record is from RefSeq and is a predicted model, not a curated record. Gene Ontology annotation, biological process: double-strand break repair via nonhomologous end joining; telomere maintenance. Gene Ontology annotation, molecular function: double-stranded DNA binding; telomeric repeat DNA binding; damaged DNA binding. Gene Ontology annotation, cellular component: Ku70:Ku80 complex; nucleus. The coding region runs from base 1 to 2154 and encodes 717 amino acids. The transcript has a single exon. Lineage: Eukaryota; Fungi; Ascomycota; Pichiomycetes; Serinales; Metschnikowiaceae.
AUGUCAUUCCCAAACUUGGACCAAAACUACAAGCAGUAUGAGGUCAAGGAAGGAAUUGUGUUCUUGAUUGAGCUAACGGACUCUCUUUUCAAGCCAUUGGCUACCCUCGAUGACCACUCCCAACUCCAAGAAAUACUAUUGUGCAUCGAUGAACUCAUGUCAGACAUGAUUGUCUCUUUCUAUAAGAACGGAGUAGGUAUUUAUUUUUACAAUUCCGAAGAGACAGGGUCAAAGUUUCCAAAGAAAUCUGGCCUCACCAAAAUCUUCUCUUUGAAUGACUUGAACAGUUCCAACAUGAAGACUUUGUCAAACAUAGUCAGAGACGAGGCUGACGGAUUUAAGCCGCUCACGAAGAGAUACAGGCCUCGCGCAGAACCCUUGGAUAAUCUUCAGACCGUUUUGAGAAUGAUUCUUCGUGAAUUUCAACAAAAGCCACAAUACAAUCGAACGAAACUCAUAUGGUUCACCAACAACGACAAACCUUAUUUGAACCCAGAAGCAAAGGAUAGUUUGCGUACCAUAAUCAGUGACUUCGAAGAUAACAACAUAUUUAUUGAGCCUAUCUUCUUAGAUUCAUAUUUGGAUGAGGCGCAGACAAAGCGCAAAGAAUUUGAAACCUCUUUGUUUGAGAAUAUCUUCUUGAACACUAACUUUCUUAACAGGGUGCUUCGAGAAACUAGACAUGCUGAGGAACAGAAUUCAGGCUCUGAUUCCUUCGACGCCAUCAACAAAAUUAAGACAUCCAUUGCUCGGUUAAAAGAAGUGCGUAGAAUUCAAAUAUCUUGCGAUCUUAUCUUAAGUGAUGGUCCGGGUAUUGGUGGUGCGCUAGGCUGUUCAAUUAAAGGGUACACAUUGUUCGACCAUGAAAAGAUAAAAGCAUCCAAAAAUGUCUACACAGAGGGCGAAGCCUUGAAAGUUGUUCAGAUAGACAGUUCUUCUAUUAGAAGCGAUACUCAAGCCGAGGUGGAGAUUGAAAGAGACAAUGACGGAAAGCAGAAGAAAAUUGAUGCCGUCAAAGGCUUGGCUCUUAAGUAUACAAACAAAGUUGAUGAAUUGAAGGAAAAUGAAUCAAAUGAGAGAGUCUUGUUGCUACCAGAAAAUGUUUUGCAAGACAUGAAAAGCUAUUCAUUCGAUCAUGUACCUCAAUUUUAUCAGAACGCCAAAGAUCUUUCCCAAUUGGAGGUCUCAUCCGAACCUGGGCAGCUUGAAGAGGUUUCGUUUUCCAAGGUUCCCUACUUGAAGCUUUUGUGCUUCAGGCAAUUAAACUCGUUUCAGCCAUUUUUCAAUUUGAAGCCUGCUUUGUUUGUCACGGCAGACCUAGAUGAUGGCCUAGGGAGUGGCAACAGAGAAGGGGGCUUUGCAAACUCAAGAACCACGUUUACCUCCCUCUACCAGAGCUGUGUAAAAUUGAAGCGGUUUGCGAUGGUGUUUGGCUGCGCAAAACUCAAUUCAACUCCUACUCUUUAUGCUUUGUAUCCAACGAACACCGACGGGUCGAAUAGCGGGAAUGCAGUGGAACUACCAGACGGGUUUCUUCUUGUAAGUCUCCCUUGGCUUGGAGAAAUCCGAAGCUUGCCUGAGUACGUGUUGACUGAGCAAAGCAAAUACUUCUUCGAGGAUCCGGCGAGGUGCGCACCCUUACAGCUCGUCGAGGCUUUCAAAAAAGUUAUAGGAUUGGUAGGUACAAGUGAGUAUAAUCCUGAGAGUCAUAGUAACCCAGUGUUGCAAUACUUUUACAAGACAAUUAAGCAAGAAGCACUCCAAAUGGAUAUUAAGGACGAGGAUCAAACAGUUGAAGGGAACGAUUGGUCAUCAAAGGAGCUUCUACAACUAAAAACAUUAUUUACAGAAGACCGAGCCUUGGGAGAGCUGGUUCUCUCCAUCAAUUCGAUGCUAGAUGCAAUUGGGGCCGCAGAGGGUUCCAAACGAGCUGCAGAGGAUUCUGAUAUCCAAAAUGGGAAAAAACAGAAGGCAAGGCCGCUCAAUGAGGCAGACGUUAUUACUUUGUGGAAGAAUGAUACAUGGGGAAAUGUUACAGUUGCUCAACUACGGGAGUUUAUCAAACGGUACGACAGUAUUAAAUCUGCCACCAAAAAGGCAGACAUGAUCGCUAACAUUUCAAACUUUUUAGAGAGUAAACAAAAGACGAAAUGA